AAUGAUUUAUGCAGAUUGUUUUAUAAAAUCAGAAAAGUGUAGAGCUGUUGAAUUUGUACCAAGUGAAGGAGACUUUCCUAUUGUUCAAUUUGCUGCUAAAAAUGCUGAAGAUUUUGCUGGUGCUGCAGAAUUAGUUUAUGGUCAUUGUCAAGGAAUCGAUUUAAAUUGUGGCUGUCCUAAAAGAGAUGUCCGCUCAGAAGGUUUUGGUUCUAAACUUUUGGAUGAUCCCCAACUAAUAUUUGAUAUUGUUAGACAAUGUAGAAGAAGAAUAUCAGAUGAAAACUUUUCAAUUUCAAUAAAAAUAAGACUAAAAAAAUCGUUGGAAGAAACUGUGGAUUUGUGUAGAAAGGCAGAAUAUGCCGGUAUUUCACACAUUACUGUUCAUGCUAGAACUGUUGAACAAAGAAAUGAGCCACCCAAUUAUGAUUCGAUUGCAACAAUUAAACAAGCGUUAAAUAUCCCUGUAUUUGCUAAUGGUAACUGUAAAACACGAUUAGAAGCCUUAAACAUAUCCAAAUUAACAAAAGCUGAUGGUGUAAUGGCCGCAAAUGGUUUAUUAGAAAAUCCUGCUAUGUUUGCUGGUUAUUUAAAAACACCAAAACGAUGUGUUUUAAAUUGGUUGGAAAUGGAGAAGGAAGAAAAUUUGUCUUUUGAAUAUUUUCAUCAAAUUUUGGUUUUUAUGUUGAGGUUAGGGGUAGAGAAAAUUUUUUUAAAAUUUUUUUUGAAGCAUGCUCAGAUCAUGUGA
Messenger RNA from Meloidogyne enterolobii, 745 nucleotides. Lineage: Eukaryota; Metazoa; Nematoda; Chromadorea; Rhabditida; Meloidogynidae. The record is from the annotation of a GenBank genome assembly.